Molecule: messenger RNA, 966 nt
Organism: Glycine soja
Lineage: Eukaryota; Viridiplantae; Streptophyta; Magnoliopsida; Fabales; Fabaceae
Exons: 1
Coding region: 1-966 (321 amino acids)
Molecular function (GO): nucleic acid binding; zinc ion binding
Source: RefSeq, a predicted model, not a curated record
AUGAGGUCGUGUAAAGACAAGAUCUCCGAUGAACAAGUGGUAGACAAGAUCUUGAGGACUUUACCACCACGAUUAGAUCAUGUGGCUAUUGUAAUUGAAGAGUCAAGGAACUUAGACAUCAUGGAGAUUGAAGAAUUGCAACACUCUCUUGAGGCACAUGAAAUGAGAAUCAAUGAGAGAAGAUCCAAUCAAGAACAGGCACUUCAGGCACGAUCCACUUACAAAGGAAAAGGAAAAGGACUAUGGAAAGGAAAUAAGUCAUGCAGCAAUCAGAAACACCAAGAUCAAGGAUCUAAUGCAGGUAGUGAAUCCUCUAAAGGAAAGAAAAAUGAUCUAUCACAAAAGCAAAAUGAUAGCUCCAUUGGCAACAAGGAAUGGAAGUUUGACAAGAGGAAAGUGAGAUGUCACAACUAUCAAAAGCUUGGUCAUUAUGCACGGGAAUGCUGGCAAGGAGAGGACGCUAAGAAUAAGCCUAAUAAUCAGGCAAACUUGGCACAAGAUGAAGGAUCAGAUUCUGAGGUUGUAAUGCUUAUGGCAACCACAAGCAAUGAAUCCUCCAAUGACAUUUCUUGGUACUUGGAUUCUGGCUGUUCCACUCAUAUGACAGGGAGAAAGGAAUGGUUCAUCCGUUUCGAUGACUCAUCAAAGAGCAAAGUUCAUUUUGCAGAUGAUAGCAGCCUCAUUGUAGAAGGCAUUGGUAGAGUGGCUUUCAGAGACACAAAUGGAAAAGAAACAAUCAUUGAGGAGGUUCUAUAUGUGUCUGGCCUGAAGACAAACCUGUUGAGUCUUGGGCAACUACUGCAAAAGGGAUUUGUAAUGACAAUGGAGGACAAUUGCCUCAAGGUAUUUGACAGAAAUCAGAAACUUGUCAUUCAAGCAAAUUUGUCUCAGAACAGGACGUUUCAAAUUGGGAUGAACAUUCUAAAGCACCAGUGCUUUGCAACCUCGAAGAAUAAGGAGGAAUAG